Cebus imitator (Panamanian white-faced capuchin) is the source of this 4444-nucleotide messenger RNA. It is a transcript of the gene INPP4B, whose product is annotated as inositol polyphosphate-4-phosphatase type II B. The coding region runs from base 986 to 3247 and encodes 753 amino acids. Gene Ontology annotation, molecular function: phosphatidylinositol-3,4-bisphosphate 4-phosphatase activity. The record is from RefSeq and is a predicted model, not a curated record. Lineage: Eukaryota; Metazoa; Chordata; Mammalia; Primates; Cebidae. Gene Ontology annotation, cellular component: cytoplasm. The transcript has 19 exons.
GCAUGACAGGCUAAGCCACCAUACCGAGUCUGUGUUACCAGAUAUUUGAUUUUAAGCCUUUUAGGAACAGCUCACCUAAGUUAAAGAUUUUAAAGGAGGGAGAAAAAUUCUUACUUAAAGCUUUUCUUUCCUCUGCCUAGCAAUCUCUGAGUGUGGAUGUAGCUUUUCAUGUGUGAAAUAACUUCCUAUUUACCUCUAAAAAGAUAUAGUUACCCUCAAAUUCUUUGUCCAGCCUCUCAUUCUGGUGCAGCUUGACAGCAGUCCUAUGAUGAGAGACUGUUAUGGAAGAAGUAGCAUUGACUUAUUUUAUUACAUUUUGGUAGGCAGCAGUGACACAGGAAAUAAUAUGGGUUUGAUAUUUUCAUAUUUACUCCUUUACCUUAAAGGAAGAAUGAGGACUCCUUUUUAUGUUAUUUAUCCCAUAAUAUUGUGACUUUUAAAUCAGAAGUAGCCAGGGAUAUUAGAAAGAGAUGAUAGGUUUUUUAUUCUGGGAAAGAAAAAAAAAAUUUGGAGUUUUAUUUUUUACAUUGAGUCAAAAAGAGUAGAAAGCAGAUAUUCAUAGGUCAUCAGCAUCUAAUAUAAUAGGCUAAAAAAGCAAUUUAAAAAUAUGUAACUGAGUAAGUGUCAUUCUCUUUUGUGUACUGGAAUGAAAUUGUCCCAUGCUAGUAAAGAAAUAACAAAGGAAAAAAUGCUUUUAAACAUGGCUGUGAUGGGGGAAAAUAUAACAUUUCUAUUUAUAACUUGUACAAAGUCCCACAUAAAAAUAGCUCCAACUAGCAGAUUUGCUCAUAUCUGGAAUACAAAGUUGUUGCUGCCAGUGAUUUGAGGAAUUCUAAUAAGAACAACAGCAUUGCGAAGUUUCUUGGGCUAUGCCAGUUUUAAAGUGGGAGAGCUACUGAAGUCAAAGGAGCAAUUGCUGGCCCUGAGCCUGAGAACUUCAGAUGGUGGCAAAGUGGUUGGCACCAUAGAAGUCAGUGUCGUGAAGAUGGGGGAGAUUGAGGAUGGGGAAACUGACCACAUCACCACAGAUGUACAGGGACAAAAGUGUGCCCUGGUAUGUGAAUAUACAGCCCCAGAAAGUGUGAGCGGAAAAGAGAACCUGCCUUUUUUGAAUUCAGUGUUAAAGAACCCAGUAUGUAAAUUAUAUAGAUUUCCCACAUCUGACAAUAAGUGGAUGCGAAUUCGAGAGCAGAUGUCAGAGAGCAUUCUUUCUUUUCAUAUUCCUAAGGAAUUGAUUUCCCUUCACAUUAAAGAAGAUUUGUGCAGAAACCAGGAGAUAAAAGAACUUGGUGAGCUUUCUCCACAUUGGGACAAUCUGCGAAAAAACGUCCUUACUCACUGUGAUCAAAUGGUGAAUAUGUACCAAGACAUUCUGACAGAACUUAGCAAGGAAACAGGAUCCUCUUUCAAAUCAAGCAGCAGCAAAGGAGAGAAAACAUUAGAAUUUGUUCCAGUAAAUCUACAUCUGCAGAGAAUGCAGGUACACAGUCCUCACUUGAAAGAUGCUCUCUACGAUGUCAUCACUGUGGGAGCCCCAGCUGCCCAUUUUCAGGGAUUUAAGAAUGGUGGUCUGCGGAAACUACUCCAUAGAUUUGAAACAGAAAGAAGAAAUACUGGGUACCAGUUUAUUUACUAUUCACCUGAAAACACAGCCAAAGCAAAAGAAGUUCUCAGCAACAUCAAUCAACUACAACCUCUUAUAGCAACCCAUGCAGACCUACUACUUAAUUCUGCAAGCCAGCAUUCUCCAGACAGCUUGAAGAAUUCUUUAAAGAUGCUUUCAGAAAAAACAGAGCUCUUUGUACAUGCCUUCAAGGAUCAACUCGUCAGGAGUGCUCUUUUAGCCCUCUACACUGCAAGGCCAGGAGGUAUUCUUAAGAAGCCGCCCUCUCCUAAGAGCAGCACAGAGGAGAGCAGUCCCCAAGACCAGCCCCCACUGAUGAGAAGACAGGACUCCAUACCACAUCAUUCAGACUACGAUGAGGAAGAGUGGGACAGGGUGUGGGCCAACGUGGGGAAGAGCCUGAACUGCAUUAUCGCUAUGGUGGACAAACUGAUUGAAAGAGAUGGUGGCAGUGAAGGCAGUGGCGGCAACAAUGAUGGAGAAAAGGAACCUUCAUUAGCAGACGCCAUCCUCUCUCACCCAAGAGAGGACUGGUAUGAACAGUUGUAUCCCCUCAUCCUUACCCUGAAGGACUGCAUGGGAGAAGUGGUGAACCGAGCCAAGCAGUCCCUGACGUUUGUGCUCCUUCAGGAACUUGCAUACAGCUUGCCCCAGUGUCUGAUGCUGACGCUAAGAAGAGACAUCGUCUUCAGUCAAGCACUUGCUGGACUGGUUUGUGGUUUUAUCAUCAAAUUACAGACAAGUCUGUAUGACCCAGGCUUCCUACAGCAGCUUCACACAGUGGGGUUGAUAGUACAAUAUGAAGGACUGCUAAGUACAUACAGCGAUGAAAUUGGAAUGCUAGAGGACAUGGCUGUUGGCAUUUCCGAUUUAAAGAAAGUCGCAUUUAAAAUAAUUGAAGCCAAAUCCAACGAUGUGUUGCCAGUUAUAACAGGAAGACGAGAACAUUACGUGGUAGAAGUCAAGCUUCCAGCCAGAAUGUUUGAGUCGCUGCCUCUACAGAUUAAAGAAGGGCAGUUGCUUCAUGUGUAUCCAGUACUCUUUAACGUUGGAAUCAACGAACAGCAAACUCUUGCUGAGAGGUUUGGGGAUGUCUCUUUGCAAGAAAGUAUUAAUCAGGAAAACUUUGAACUUCUACAAGAAUAUUACAAGAUAUUUAUGGAAAAGAUGCCUCCUGAUUACAUUUCGCAUUUUCAGGAACAAAAUGAUUUAAAAGGAUUACUAGAAAAUCUCCAUCAAAAUAUCCAAUCCAAAAAAAGAAAGAAUGUAGAAAUUAUGUGGCUGGCUGCAACGAUUUGCCGCAAACUCAACGGUAUUCGUUUCACCUGUUGUAAAAGUGCCAAAGACAGGACAUCGAUGUCAGUGACACUUGAACAGUGCUCCAUCUUGAGAGAUGAGCACCAGCUGCACAAGGACUUCUUCAUCCGAGCACUGGAUUGCAUGAGAAGCAGACAAACCCAGGGAGCACUGAGUGAAUCCGAUGAUCCUGAAACAGGCUGUCUAACUGAUAACAAGCCAACUUCUCGACACUUCUAUCCUGUCGCCUUGCUGCUUGUCAGCUCACACCUGCUAGUUGUGUGGCUUAUUUUAAGUCUGGCGUUACUAUUAGCCAAAUACCAAUAAGUUUUAUGUUGUAUCCCUUUUUCUUUUCUAUAAAUGACAAUGAACUUUAUGGGGACAAUGCUGUAAUAUUUUUACAUUUUCAGAUUCACGGAAUUUAAAAAAAAGUGUUUAAAUUGUGUUUUUGUUUUUCCUAAAAUCUAAAAAUCAAAAAGUACUAUGCAUUAAGUGGUUUAUUUUCCUCUUUUGUUCAUGGAAAAGUGUUUCCCACUGUUAACUAGCUCAAGAAGAAUUUUUAAAUGACUGUCUUUGGAAUAAGACAAAGAACAGAAUCCUGAAAGCUUGAAGUUCUGAACCUCCUGUCCUCAUCCCAUUAAAUUUAUUAAAGAAAUUAAGACUGAAUUUGCACAAACACUGAAACCCUGAAACAAGUUCUAGAGAGAGAUAUGGGAGGUUGCAGACUUUAUUUCCACUGUGCUAAUAUCAUAGAUGCCAUCUGCUGAUAGAAACUUCUGUGUUUUUGUUUUUGUUUUUUAACCUGUUAUUUUACUUCUUUGCUGCAAUUAACUCUUUUCUGUCAAGUAACUUUAUGGAGAGAAUGGCUAUUUAUGUUUUGUAAUUAAAUUACCUGUUUGUAUCUCUUGUUUGGGUUGAUUUGGCUUUCAGAGAAUUUUUCUAUUCUUUUUAACAAGGUCCUACUUGUGUCUUGAUGUACCAUUCCUAGCACUUGUGACUUUUGUGCUGUCCAUGGACAAGCACUCUUCCUUUAUAAAGCUGAGACUUGGCCCAGGCUGCUUGGAAAGCCAUUUUCUCUCUUCCUUGCACAGCUAAAAUAAUUAAAUUAAAAUAGAGAUGAAACUUUUCUUUAAAAAUCUAUAGGGCCAGACUUAAUAAAUUAAAUGCCUUAUGUCUAGAACCUGCAUCCUUAGGGCUACAUAUAGAUUUUAAUGUGUUUUAAAGAGACUGAGAAAUUAAUUUGUGGAAAUGUUAUAAAAAGGCAGAUAUAUUUAAUAAAGUGGCGCUGUAUUGUGGGGCAAAUUAUAUUUAAAGAGUUUAUUAAACUUUAAAUGUCUGUUAAGAGUAAAGAGACUUUAGUCAUCUCUUUCAGAGGGCAAUAAUGGUAUUGGGCCUGGCCUAGGAUUUAAUUUUGUAAGAUGUAUCAUCACUUGUGGAAAAAAAAAAUGUAGAGUUGAAUCUUUGUUAUUUUUACUUGGACUGUUGCUGCAACUCUGCAUUAAACAAAUAAAGCAUAUUUAUUUA